CUCCACCUAGGUGCCCUUUCUCUGGGGCCGCUCCAGCUGGUGCCAGCCACCUCCAGUCCCCUUUGCUUCUGGUUGUCCCUAAGGUUGGAUGGAGACAGGCUGGGACCACCAGCCAGCUCCAUGGACAGGGGCUUUGCCUCUACUCACUUUCCAGCUGUGGAAAGAAAAGAAGAAACGUCUGUGUUGAUUUCUAUUUGGAAGAUCCUUCCUCCUCCUAAACUUCCCAGGGCCGACACAGUGAUUCAACCUUGGAUUGACUGGAGAAGAAGGGACAGGAAGAGCCCAGAAUAUUCCCCCAGAUGUUCCCACUGUGACUUCUCUCUGAUCCCUUGAUGGAAGCAUCUGAAACACCCUUCACCAUCUGGAUGCGCAAGGAAGCAGAGAUGCAAAUUGGUCCCCAGCCAGAUGAGAAGGGCUGGGGGUGGAGGCUGGGAGAUGGGAGUGCUGCACCUCCCCUCCUCCCCCAAGCCCUGUCCUUCCUUCUCCUCCUGCCACUGGCCAGUGCCCUACAGCUCACUCCACUGCCCUUUCCAGAGCUGAGGCUGGUGGGGGGCCCCAGCCGCUGCCGGGGGCGCCUGGAAGUCAUGCACGGUGGCUCCUGGGGCAGCGUCUGUGAUGACGACUGGGAUGUGGUGGACGCCAACGUGGUGUGUCGGCAGCUGGGCUGUGGCCUGGCGCUGCCCGUGCCACGGCCCCUCGCCUUUGGCCAGGGCCGAGGCCCCAUCCUGCUGGACAACGUGGAGUGCCGUGGGCAGGAAGCUGCGCUGAGCGAGUGCGGCAGCCGGGGCUGGGGCGUCCACAAUUGCUUUCACUACGAGGAUGUGGCUGUCCUGUGUGAUGAAUUCUUGCCAACGCAGCCCCCAACAAGGAGGAUGUUAACCAGUAGAGCGCCCCCUAGGACACUUCCGAAUGGAAAAAGUGAGGGCAGUGUGCGCCUGGUGGGAGGCGCGAACCCGUGUCAGGGCAGAGUGGAGAUCCUGCAUGGUGGCCUGUGGGGCACCGUGUGUGACGACGACUGGGGGCUGCCGGAUGCCGCUGUGGUCUGUCGCCAGCUGGGCUGUGGGGUGGCUAUGGCCGCCACCACCAACGCCUUCUUCGGCUAUGGCACGGGGCACAUCCUGCUGGACAACGUGCACUGUGAAGGCAGCGAGCCCCACCUGGCAGCCUGCCAGAGCCUGGGCUGGGGCGUGCACAACUGUGGCCACCACGAGGACGCGGGCGCGCUAUGCACAGUCCUGGGUCCCCCAACGCUCACGGCACUGCCAUCCUUGGCCACAAGAGAGGACUGGGCUUGGCGCACAGAUCCGUCCGCCACAGGAGUUGCCCCCCAGCCUUCCCGGGAGACUGCACUGCUUACCACCGCCGCCUGGGCCGCAGGGAAGAAAAGCGGGCGGCUGCGGCUGGUGGGUGGCCCGGGCCCGUGCCGCGGCCGCGUGGAGGUGCUGUACGCCGGGGGCUGGGGCACCGUGUGCGACGAUGACUGGGACUUUGCGGACGCACGCGUGGCCUGCCGCGAGGCGGGCUGCGGGCCCGCGCUGGGCGCCACGGGCCUGGGCCACUUCGGCUAUGGCCGCGGCCCAGUGCUGCUGGACAACGUGGGCUGCUCUGGCACCGAGGCCCGCCUGAGCGACUGCUUCCACCUGGGCUGGGGCCAGCACAACUGCGGGCACCACGAGGACGCGGGCGCUCUCUGCGCAGGCCCAGAGGAGCUGGGACUGCAAGUCCAGCAGGACGGUUCUGAGACCACACGGGUACCCACUCCUCGGCCCAGGGAUGGGCACCUACGUCUGGUCAACGGAGCCCACCGAUGCGAGGGGCGUGUCGAGCUCUACCUAGGGCAACGGUGGGGCACUGUCUGUGAUGAUGCUUGGGACCUGCGGGCAGCCGGUGUCCUGUGCCGCCAGCUGGGCUGUGGCCAGGCCCUGGCAGCUCCUGGCGAGGCUCACUUUGGUCCAGGCCGGGGCCCCAUUCUCCUGGACAAUGUCAAGUGCCGUGGGGAAGAGAGUGCCCUGCUGCUCUGCUCUCACAUCCGCUGGGAUGCCCACAACUGCGACCACAGCGAGGAUGCCAGUGUCCUGUGCCAGCCUUCAUGACCCAGCCUGCUCUGCAGACCACCUCUUUUUUCUGGGAGCUGUGACCUGCCCUUCCUCCUCCGGGAAGUCCUCCUCUUGAUGACUACAGUUCACUUUGCCCCUCCUUCCCUUGCCUGGGAGAGAGCCUACCUAGACAGUGCAGUCCCGCAUGGGGGAGCCUGGCUGUACCCCCAUCCACUGACUGCGUGACCUCAGCCUGUCAUCCACUAUUGUCAGCCCAGUUCAGUGAAAGCUCCCGUGGUUUUGCUCAGUCAAAACCAAAAUGAGGGGAAGAGAAAUGACUCCUAACUCUUCUCUUUGGUGGGGCUCUUUUUAUAGCACCAGACCUGACUUCCUCGACCUAGAUCCAGGAGGCUCAGGGGCUCUUUAA
Molecule: messenger RNA, 2463 nt
Organism: Callithrix jacchus (white-tufted-ear marmoset)
Lineage: Eukaryota; Metazoa; Chordata; Mammalia; Primates; Cebidae
Gene: SSC4D
Product: scavenger receptor cysteine rich family member with 4 domains
Biological process (GO): zymogen activation
Cellular component (GO): plasma membrane
Molecular function (GO): serine-type endopeptidase activity
Source: RefSeq, a predicted model, not a curated record